Molecule: messenger RNA, 3894 nt
Organism: Hibiscus syriacus
Lineage: Eukaryota; Viridiplantae; Streptophyta; Magnoliopsida; Malvales; Malvaceae
Product: ABC transporter B family member 15-like
Exons: 7
Coding region: 136-3885 (1249 amino acids)
Biological process (GO): transmembrane transport
Cellular component (GO): membrane
Molecular function (GO): ABC-type transporter activity; ATP binding; ATP hydrolysis activity
Source: RefSeq, a predicted model, not a curated record
CAUCACCCUGUCACUUGUUUCUCCUCUAACUUGUCUUAAAAGGAUAUUGUGGAGACGAGUAAAAUAAACAAAACACCAUCGAAUCCCUCAAGUGGUUUGGGAAUCUUUGGGUGUACCUGUUUUUCUCUUUAAAAGAUGGGAGAUGAGAAGCAGAAAAGUGGUGCAGUGCUUAAGAAGAUAAAAGGGUCUGUAAGAUCCAUUUUCAUAUAUGCAGAUGGAGUAGAUAUGUGGUUGAUGAGUCUUGGCUUCAUUGGAGCCGUUGGUGAUGGUUUUAGUACACCUCUUGGUUUACUUGUUACCAGCAAGUUAAUGAAUAAUCUGGGUCAUUCUUCAGCCUUCACUGCAGACGUAUUCAUUCAUAACAUCAACAAGAAUUCAAUGGUUUUGUUGUACUUGGCUUGCUGGUCAUGGAUUACUUGUUUUCUAGAAGGAUUUUGCUGGUCAAGAACAGGUGAGAGACAAGCAAGAAGAAUGAGAGCUAGGUAUUUGAAAGCUAUCCUAAGACAAGAUGUGGGAUACUUUGAUUUGCAUGUUAAAAGCUCAGUCGAAGUCAUCACAAGUGUUUCAAAUGAUAGUCUAAUUAUCCAAGAUGUUCUCAGUGAAAAGGUCCCAAAUUUUCUGAUGAACGUUGCAAUAUUUUUUGGAUGUUAUAUGGUAGCGUUCAUACUGCUAUGGAGACUGACAAUUGUGGGAUUUCCUUUUGUUCUUCUUUUGGUGAUCCCUGGUUUAAUGUACGGAAGAGGGUUGAUCGGAAUAGCUAGAAAAAUGAGUGAAGAAUACAGUAAGGCAGAUACCAUUGCAGAGCAGGCUAUAUCUUCUAUUAGGACAGUUUAUUCCUUUGUUGGUGAAAGCAAAUGCAUUUCUGAAUUCUCUACUGCUUUACAAGUCUCUGUGAAGUUGGGGUUAAGACAAGGUUUGGCCAAAGGUCUUGCAAUCGGAAGCAACGGCAUCGUUUUCGCCACUUGGUCCUUCAUGUCGUAUUAUGGCAGUAGGAUGGUUAUGCGCCAUGGUGCUCCGGGAGGGACCGUUUUCAUCGUCGCUGCUGCCAUUGCCAUGGGAGGCCUAUCAUUGGGAGCUAGUUUGGCGAACGUCAAGUACUUCUCCGAAGCAUGUACCGCUGCAGAACGGAUUAUGGAAGUGAUUAACAGAGUCCCAAAGAUCGAUUCGGACAAUUUAGAAGGAGAAGUACUGGAAAAAGUAUCAGGAGAAGUGGAAUUCAGGCAUGUUGAGUUUGCAUAUCCAUCAAGGCCAGACACCAUGAUUUUCAAAGAUUUGUGCCUACACAUUCCAGCUGGAAAGACUGUGGCUUUAGUGGGCGAUAGUGGCUCGGGGAAAUCCACAGUCAUAGCACUACUACAAAGGUUUUAUGACCCACUUGGGGGACAGAUAUUGCUCGAUGGGAUUGCUAUAGAUAUGUUGCAGGUCAAGUGGCUUAGGUCACAAAUGGGUCUGGUGAGUCAAGAACCGUCACUUUUUGCUACAACGAUUAAGGAGAACAUACUUUUUGGCAAAGAAGAUGCUAGCAUGGAAGAGGUUAUUCAAGCAGCUAAAGCCUCCGAUGCCCAUAAUUUCAUCUCUCAGUUGCCCCAGGGUUAUGAAACUCAGGUUGGUGAAAGAGGGGUUCAAAUGUCUGGUGGACAAAAGCAAAGAAUAGCUAUAGCAAGAGCAAUAAUAAAAGCACCACUAAUCCUUCUUCUAGACGAAGCAACAAGUGCACUAGACUCUGAAUCUGAACGAGCAGUGCAACAAGCAAUCGACCAAGUUGCCGUUGGCCGCAGCGCCAUAAUAAUCACCCACCGCAUUUCCACCGUCCGCAACGCUGACCUUAUAGCAGUUGUCCAAAAUGGCCAGGUUAUCGAAACAGGAUCACAUGAUCAGUUGAUAGAAAACGAUACUGGUCACUAUACUUCAUUAGUCCGCCUUCAGAAAAUAGAGAAAGAAAAGACCCUUGAAGAAGCCAACUGGGAUUUACCUACUUAUGUAUCAUCUUCAAUAUCAAAUUUGGACAUUUACAGCACAAGUAGUCGUAGACUCUCUUUGGUUAGUCGGUCGGAUUCCGCCAAUUCAUUGGCUAGAGAAUCUUUAAUGGAAUAUCAAAAGUUACCAGUGCCAUCUUUUAGAAGAUUGUUGGCAUUGAACUUACCAGAAUGGAAACAAGCAAUAAUGGGGUGUUUGAGUGCAAUCCUAUUUGGUGCAGUUCAACCUGUUUAUGCAUUCUCACUAGGAUCCAUGCUAUCAGUGUAUUUUUUAACCGAUCACAACGAGAUUAAGGAGAAGACGAAGAUCUACGCCUUAUGCUUUAUCGGGUUGUCGGUGUUCUCGUUGCUUAUUAAUGUUGGUCAACAUUAUAAUUUCGCGUACAUGGGAGAGUACUUGGUGAAGAGGAUUCGAGAGAGGAUGUUUUCGAAGAUACUGACGUUUGAAGUAGGUUGGUUCGAUCGGGAUGAGAAUUCAAGUGGUGCUAUCUGCUCUAGACUUGCCAAGGAUGCCAAUUUGCUGAGAUCCUUGGUAGGUGAUAGAAUGGCAUUGAUUGUGCAAACUAUGUCAGCAGUAACCAUAGCUUGCACCAUGGGGUUGGUCAUAGCUUGGAGGCUUGCGGUUGUUAUGAUCGCGGUUCAACCGAUCAUAAUCGUGUGUUUCUACAUGAGACGUGUGUUGCUGAAAAGCAUGUCUCAGAAGGCUAUUAAAGCCCAAGGUGAAAGCAGCAAGCUGGCUGCAGAGGCAGUUUCCAACCUUCGAACCAUCACCGCCUUCUCAUCCCAAGACAGAAUCCUAAAAAUGCUCGAAAUGGCUCAGGAAGGCCCUCGAAGAGAGAGCAUCCGUCAAUCAUGGUUUGCCGGCAUCGGACUCGGAACAUCUCAAAGCCUAACAACUUGUACUUGGGCCUUAGACUUUUGGUAUGGUGGUAAACUCAUUUCUCAAGGUUACAUCACUGCAAAGGCUUUGUUCGAGACCUUUAUGAUCUUGGUAAGCACCGGCCGUGUGAUAGCUGACGCCGGAAGCAUGACUUCCGACCUUGCCAAAGGUACAGAAGCAGUUGGAUCAGUCUUUGCAGUAUUAGACCGAUACACAACUAUUGAACCUGAAGAUCCCGAUGGAUACAAUCCUGAAACGAUAUCAGGCCAUGUGGAACUCUGUGACAUAGACUUUGCAUACCCUGCCCGACCCAACGUUAUGAUCUUUAGAGCCUUCUCCCUCAAAAUAGAAGCAGGAAAAUCAACUGCACUUGUUGGACAAAGUGGGUCAGGGAAAUCAACAAUCAUCGGAUUAAUCGAGAGAUUCUACGAUCCAAUCGAGGGUGCAGUGAAAAUCGACAGUAGAGAUAUAAGGUCAUACAGGCUUAGAUCAUUAAGGAAACACAUAGCACUGGUUAGCCAAGAGCCCUCACUAUUUGCAGGCAGCAUAAGAGAAAACAUUGCAUAUGGAGGAUCUGAUAAGAUUGAUGAAUCACAGAUCAUCGAGGCAGCCAUGGCAGCCAAUGCUCAUGAGUUCAUUUCAGGGUUAAAAGAUGGUUAUAACACAUGGUGUGGAGAUAGGGGAUUGCAGCUCUCAGGGGGGCAAAAGCAACGCAUCGCAAUAGCAAGAGCCAUACUGAAACACCCUGUAAUUUUGCUCUUGGAUGAGGCCACCAGUGCACUUGAUAGCCAAUCAGAGAAAGCAGUGCAAGAAGCACUUGAGAGGAUCAUGGUUGGGAGGACCAGUGUGGUGGUGUCUCAUAGGCUAAGUACCAUUCAAAACUGUAACCAAAUUGCAGUGUUGGACAAAGGGAAGAUGGUGGAGAAAGGGACCCACCAAUCCUUGUUGUCCAAGGGCCCCACUGGAGCUUACUUCUCAUUGGUUAGCCUUCAAAGGAGAUCUCACAACACAACUGAAAAUCAGAGCUAACUUAAUUUA